This is a messenger RNA of Penicillium verrucosum, 1326 nucleotides long. RefSeq names its product diacylglycerol/lipid kinase family protein. The transcript has a single exon. NCBI's taxonomy places the organism in Eukaryota, Fungi, Ascomycota, Eurotiomycetes, Eurotiales, Aspergillaceae. Gene Ontology annotation, cellular component: cytoplasm; membrane; intracellular membrane-bounded organelle. Bases 1 to 1326 code for a protein of 441 amino acids. Gene Ontology annotation, biological process: sphingosine biosynthetic process. The record is from RefSeq and is a predicted model, not a curated record.
AUGUCUGGCCCUUUGGCAGUCGAUAUAGUCGAUAGUACCCUAAAAUACACAUCUCACGCAGGUGCUGAGUAUGUGAUUGACUUCAACGACAUUCUCUGCGUCUUGUCCAAUCCACCCACGUACAGUGUGCUGUUCUUUCAGAAAACCGAACUGGAUGGCCCCAAGUCCGAAGACUUUUCUUUAAAAAGGAUCGAUAUCGAGUCUCUGCCUGCAGAAUUAUCUCCAUUUGUGACCAAAGUUCCCAGCCAUCUUCGGAACGAAGAUGAACCACCUAUCGUCCAGGUGGUAGUAUCUACUGGAUCAGGAACGGGGAAAUCCAAGACAGUCUUUGAAGAUGUUGUGCGGCCACUUCUUACAUAUGUUGGGUUAGAAAAUUACGAGCUCUACGAGACGCAGUCGGCGCAAACUAUCACCGAGCUCGCACGAUCGAAAUUCCUGGAGCGGGCUCAAAAUAGCGUCCCUCAGACCAUCAUCCUUCUUUCUGGCGACGGGGGUCUUAUCGACAUUCUUGAGGUUUUCUACAAAUCUAAGAAGAAGAUCGGCGUGUCUCCCAAUAUUGUGUUGAUGCCUUGUGGGACAGGGAAUGCUAUGGCAAGUUCUAUUGGAUUACGAUCGGGUCCGGUGCCGGGUCUUUCAACCCUCCUUCGAGGCAGCCCAUCAUCUAUACCAGUAUUUGCUGCCAAAUUCUCACCAGGCAGUCGAUUGGUCAUCGAUGAAGGUCGCCAGCGAGCCGAUAUCGACACCGAUGUUCACCACACAUUAUACGGGGCCGUUGUUGCGAGCUGGGGGCUCCAUGCUGCAUUGGUUGCAGACAGCGAUACAUUCGAAUAUCGCAAAUUUGGAGUAGAUCGUUUCAAGAUGGCCGCAAAUGAGCUACUUAAUCCCUCAGACGGCACUCCGCCUCACAAAUUCAAAGGCAAAAUCACAUUAACCACCUCGAAUGGGCUAAACGAGGCGCGUUCCCAAGAAGCAGUGGAAGAGCUCGAGCACAUGUAUACGCUCGCUACACUCGUUCCACGACUCGAGAAGGACUUCUUGAUUUCCCCAGACUCAGUUCCCCUGGACGGACAAAUGAGGUUCAUCCGCUUCGGUCCUAUGUCAGCCGAAGACGCGAUGCAGCUGAUGACUCUAGCCUAUCAGGGCGGUCGGCAUGUGAUGGAAGAUACGGUUACCUACGCCAACACUGAACAAGUUCGAAUCGAUUUCCAAGAAGAUGAGGAGAGGUGGCGACGAGUUUGUAUUGAUGGAAAGAUCGUUGCUGUGGAAAAAGAUGGUUGGGUGGAAAUUCGGAAAGAACCUACCCGUUUACUGAACUUGAUCAAUUAG